AUGCCGCCCAUUCCAGCCAUGCCACCCAUCACAUCCAUCCUCAACCCAACGCCACCCAUCCAUCAGUCCCCAAUAUCCAUCCACCCAUUCCACCCACCAAUGGCAUACCACCCAUCCACCCGAUUCCAUCCACCCUUCUCCAGCCAUCCAUCCAUUGCGCACCCCCCACCAUCCAACUAUCCAUUCCACGUGCGCAUCCAAGUGGGCCUGGAACGCUUCCAUGGCGUGGGUAUCAUGGGCUUCAACUCCGCGGAGUGGGUGAUUGCCAACAUUGGAGCCAUCAUGGCAGGCGGCAUCUCUGUGGGCAUCUUGUGCAGUAACUCUCCGAAAGUCUGCCAGGUCAUCGCCGAGGCUUCAGAGAUGGACAUCUUUGUGGUGGAUAAUGACAGACAGCUGCAGAAAGUUAACCAGAUCCAGGGCUACCUGAAGCAUCUCAAGGCCAUCAUACAAUACAGAGAAGACAUCCAGGAAGUACAGCCAAAUCUAUACUCGUGGAAAGGGUUCCUGGACCUCGCAGAUGGCAUCUCGGAUGAAAAACUGGACCAAGUCAUCGACUCACAGAAGCCUAACCAAUGCUGUGCUUUGGUAUACAACCAGGGCACGUCCGGGGUCCCAAAGGCCAUAAUGCUCAGCCACGACAAUAUCACAUGGACCACAGCAGCCACCGUUCAGAGCCUGGAGUUCAAGUGUCCGCCUGAUGGCCAGGAGAUCUUUGUGAGCUACCUGCCGCUCUGCUUCGCGGGGGCCCAGAUCUUGGAUGUGUGGGUGGCCAUCUCCGUGGCUGCAACAGUCUACUUCCCCUCAGCAGAGGCAGGGAAUUGGAACGGGCCAGCACGAGCCCCCGGCACGGGCUUCCUGAUGGAGAUGCUCCGCGAGGUCCAGCCCACCACGUUCUGCGGCAUCCCGUGGGUGUGGGACCGCAUGCUGGACAGCCUGAAGACCAAACACCUGGAUGCCACCGCCUUCCGCAGGAAGAUUGACCGCUGGGCCAUGCACAUGGGGCUCAGCACCAAUAAGAGGCGGCUGCUCGGGCAGAUCCACCAGCCGCUGUGCUUCGGCCUGGCCAAGAAGCUGACCUUUGACCCCGCCAGGAAAUUCCUGGGUUUCAACCAUUGCCAGCAGUUCCUGAACCUGGGCUCGGGGCUGCCGAGGGCCACGAUAGACUUCUUCCUCGGCCUGGACAUCCCCAUCUUUGAGAUGUACGGCUUGAGCGAGUGCACCGGACUGCACACUCUGUCCAGCCACCAGGCCUACCGGCUGCAAAGCAGUGGGAAGGCACUUGCCAGCUCCCACACAAAGGUGGAAAAAGAGAACCAGGACGGCCUGGGGAACUUGUGUAUAUGGGGCCGCCACAUCUUCAUGGGGUACCUCAACGACAAAGAAGGCACGGAGAAGAAAGUGGACAGCCACGGCUGGUUACACACCAACGACCUAGGCUUCUUGGAUAUCGACAGGUUCCUCUAUGUCAUGGGGAACAUCAACGAUAUGAUCACACUGAGCUCAGGUGAAGUGAUCAACCCGAAUCCCAUUGAGGAGCGAGUGAGGACGCGCAUCCCCAUUGUGCGCUAUGUGAUGGUGGUGGGCCAGGAUGCCCCUUACCUGUGCGCCCUCCUUACAAUGAAGUGUCAGAUCAAUCCGGAGACCGGAGAGGCUCGGAGUGCCCUGACCAGUGAGGUUGUGGCCUGCUGCAGGAAGAUGCGGAGCCAGUCCACCUGGUUGACAGAUGUCCUAUACAACCGUGACCCCUUGGUCACAGAGUUCAUCAGCCAGGGCAUCCAAGACGUGAAUGCUGAGGCACCCUCGGAAGGCACCAAGAUCAUUAAGUGGGUCAUUCUAGACAAUGAUUUCUCUGUUGGCGGCGGGGAGCUUGGGCCCAUGUCCAAGUUGAACAGGACCACUGUGGCCAAGAUAUACCAGGAGGAAAUCCAGAAAUUCUAUGAGAAGCGUUCGAGCUCUUAGCAACCCUGUGCACCCCAACCUUCGCCCAGGUGCUGGUGGUUCGUGUUUUAUAUCCUGCUGUCAAGGAACAAUUUCUACAGUGGGGAAAGUGUUCUUUGUGAGGGCCUGGGUGGAAGGCGCUCUAGUAUUGGGAUCUGAAUUGUAAAGGAAU
Molecule: messenger RNA, 2110 nt
Organism: Onychomys torridus (southern grasshopper mouse)
Lineage: Eukaryota; Metazoa; Chordata; Mammalia; Rodentia; Cricetidae
Gene: Acsbg2
Product: acyl-CoA synthetase bubblegum family member 2
Exons: 12
Coding region: 1-1959 (652 amino acids)
Cellular component (GO): membrane; endoplasmic reticulum
Molecular function (GO): long-chain fatty acid-CoA ligase activity
Source: RefSeq, a predicted model, not a curated record